AGUGCGACGGCGCAGGUCUGCAACAUGGCGGCCCGGCUUGUGAGCCGUUGCGGGGCUGUGCGUGCAGCUCCCCACAGCGGCCCGCUGGUGUCCUGCCGCAGGUGGUCCUGCGCCUCAACAGACACCGUGUAUGACGUGGUGGUGUCGGGUGGAGGCCUGGUGGGCGCUGCCAUGGCCUGUGCCUUGGGAUAUCAUAUCCACUUUCAUGACAAGAAAAUCCUGUUGCUAGAAGCAGGUCCAAAGAAAGUAUUGAAGAACUUGUCAGAAACUUACAGCAACAGGGUCAGCUCCAUUUCCCCUGGCUCUGCAACGCUUCUCAGUAGUUUUGGUGCCUGGGACCAUAUCUGCAACAUGAGAUACAGAGCCUUUCGGCGGAUGCAGGUGUGGGACGCCUGCUCAGAGGCCCUGAUAAUGUUUGAUAAGGAUAAUUUAGAUGAUAUGGGCUAUAUCGUGGAGAAUGAUGUCAUCAUGCAUGCUCUCGCUAAGCAGCUGGAGGCUGUGUCUGACCGAGUGACGGUUCUCUACAGGAGCAAAGCCAUUCGCUAUACCUGGCCUUGUCCAUUUCCUAUGGCCGACUCCAGCCCUUGGGUUCAUAUUACCCUAGGUGAUGGCAGCACCUUCCAGACCAAAUUGUUGAUAGGUGCAGAUGGUCACAACUCCGGAGUACGGCAGGCUGCUGGAAUCCAGAAUGUGAGCUGGAACUAUGACCAGUCUGCUGUUGUGGCUACUCUGCAUUUAUCAGAGGCCACAGAAAACAACGUAGCCUGGCAGAGAUUUCUUCCCUCUGGGCCUAUUGCUCUGCUCCCGCUCUCAGACACCUUGAGUUCCUUGGUUUGGUCCACGUCCCAUGAACAUGCAGCAGAGCUAGUUAGCAUGGAUGAGGAAAAAUUUGUGGAUGCCGUUAACUCUGCCUUUUGGAGUGAUGCUGACCACACGGACUUCAUCGACACAGCUGGUGCCAUGCUGCAGUAUGCUGUCGGCCUUCUGAAGCCCACUAAGGUCUCGGCUCGCCAGCUGCCCCCAAGCGUAGCCAGGGUGGAUGCCAAAAGCCGAGUUCUGUUUCCUCUUGGGUUGGGACAUGCUGCUGAGUAUGUCAGGCCUCGGGUGGCACUCAUUGGGGAUGCAGCCCACAGAGUCCAUCCGCUUGCAGGACAGGGUGUCAACAUGGGCUUUGGGGAUAUCUCCAGCUUGGCCCAUCACCUCAGUACGGCAGCCUUCAAUGGGAAGGACUUAGGUUCCAUGAGCCACCUCACAGGUUAUGAAACAGAAAGACAGCGUCACAACACUGCUCUUCUGGCUGCUACAGACUUACUAAAAAGGCUCUAUUCUACCAGUGCCUCCCCGCUUGUGUUGCUCAGGACGUGGGGCUUGCAGGCCACAAAUGCAGCGUCUCCACUCAAAGAACAGAUUAUGGCCUUUGCAAGCAAAUGAGUACUCCUCUCCUAAAGAUUGUUGACGAAAAAGAACAUCCUGCCCAGGACCCAUCAUACAUAUUUUCAAGAUCUUAUUUAAUUUAAUAAACUUAAUUUACAUUAA
Molecule: messenger RNA, 1536 nt
Organism: Symphalangus syndactylus (siamang)
Lineage: Eukaryota; Metazoa; Chordata; Mammalia; Primates; Hylobatidae
Gene: COQ6
Product: coenzyme Q6, monooxygenase
Biological process (GO): ubiquinone biosynthetic process
Cellular component (GO): mitochondrion
Molecular function (GO): FAD binding; 4-hydroxy-3-all-trans-polyprenylbenzoate oxygenase activity
Source: RefSeq, a predicted model, not a curated record